Miscanthus lutarioriparius is the source of this 777-nucleotide messenger RNA. The record is from the annotation of a GenBank genome assembly. Lineage: Eukaryota; Viridiplantae; Streptophyta; Magnoliopsida; Poales; Poaceae.
AUGAUCAAGAGGCGCUACUUCAGGCAGGACCACGGCGGUAACAGUGGCUCCUCAUCGUCUUCCUCCUCAUCAGGUUGUGACUCAGACAGAGAUUCAGCGGAAGAUGCAGUCAGCAGUGAGGAAGUAGAGGAGGUGCAAGAAGAGGAAGCAGUCCGGGAAGAAUCAGGAGAAGAAAAGGAAGAAGAACUAGAACAACAGAUUGAAGAAGAAAGUUCAGGAUACCAAAGUGAGGACAACUCUGGGGAUGAUGUUGACGACACAUCUAUAGAUGAUGAUGAACAUAGCAGCCCAAGAAAUCAAGAACGUCGCGAAAUAAGUUUGCCCAUUAAGGAAUCUUCUGGUGCUGACGCUGACUCUGCCAAAAGUGCUGAUAACACAGAUGAUGCCGUUGAUGCAGAUUUUCCUAACUGCAUCCUGAAAUGCAAAUCUGUGUUUAAGUGCAAGCUCUGUCCUAGGCUCAUAUGCUUAAAUGAGGAGAUGGUCAAGAUACAUCUGAAAUCGAAGAGGCAUGCUCGUUCCGAGAAACUACUAGGAGAAGGGAGGCUUAAACUGAUGCUCAACAGUGAUGGUGAACUGGAGGAAGAGCAAGAGACACAUGCUGAACGACACGCUCGGACUAUAGCUCUCUCUCAGCAAGUACAAAAACCAAAGAAGGAUUCAGGUAGGCAGCGACAAAAUCGGAGAAAGAAGAAGCACAUAUCAAUGGCUUUUAGGCAAUAUUUGGAAAAGCCGAGCCCAAAGCUUGAGCACUACCAUCUUAUCGCCAUCUCCAGUUGA